Molecule: messenger RNA, 5055 nt
Organism: Aspergillus affinis
Lineage: Eukaryota; Fungi; Ascomycota; Eurotiomycetes; Eurotiales; Aspergillaceae
Product: THADA/TRM732 family protein
Exons: 8
Coding region: 1-5055 (1684 amino acids)
Biological process (GO): tRNA methylation
Cellular component (GO): cytosol
Source: RefSeq, a predicted model, not a curated record
AUGGCGAGCCAAGCAGUGUCCGGCGUCCCCGGCGACGCGGGAGCCCUCCAGAUGGACGAGAUAGCGCAAUGCAUACAGCUCGUCCCCGAGAAAACCAUGCUGGAGAUCAGCAAAGGACCGCUGGGCCGAUUCAUGCAGUCAUGUGAUGACCUACAAAAAGUGAGCUGCGUAUGGCAGAGUCUGCUGAAGACCUUUGCGACGGCAUCCACCUCGCAUAGCCACACCUCGGUGGCUUGCAAUACGCUGAGCGCAUUCCUUGAUGCCGCGCGGAUCUCCAAGUGCGAGGGAACGAGACAGCUGGUGCUGUCCCGCGAGACUUGGCUAUCCGUAUUCGACGUGUUCUUGAUUCGCUUCAAGGACGGAAAGCCCAAGCCGAUGAAGCAGCUGCUAGAGUCCUUGGUGACUCUGCUAAGCAAGAACCUGGCCGAAGAUGACCGACAGUUCAUCAAGUCGCGGAUAAUCAAUGCCACAGUGCCCAGCAUCGUAUUGAACGAGCGUCGUUCUCAGCUCAAGGCGUGUCUCGUUACGCUAGAGAUCCUAGUCCGCAAGAACACUCUUUCGCCCAUCGAGCUGAUCGCAAUGGUUCAGGCUUGGCUCCAGGGAAACGCAGGCCGAUGGGUUCCUCUUUUCCAAGAGGAUUGUAAAGCUCUUUCGAUAGAUGUAAGCCAGUUUUCCGAACGGUCCUCCGACGAUGGUUUGGACAAUCCAGGUUCGCAACGGACGGCCGCGGAGGUGCUUGUGCUGGCUCUGAUGGCCCAGGCAAAGAGCUUCGAGCUGGCCGCGGGUCCCGGAGACACCAUGACAGCUUUCUUCCUGAAAGUGAAAGCUUUGCCCCAGACUAGCUACUCACGCGAGUAUGUGCAAAGUUUGCUCUCUGUCUGGGUCGCCCCGGUUAGACACAUCAUCCUGCAGAACAUGAACCUCCUUGAGCCCAUGUCCUCAUACUUCCUUCACCCUCUAUUUAGUAUUGAUCCCGUCGGGUUCAGAGGAUUUUUAAACCAGUUGCCUUUGGAGAACCUCUUAACUGGUGACAUGCAUGAUGCCCCUGUUGAUGAACUCUCUCUGCUCUUUGCGUCGUUGCAGAUGGCCAAGAAGAUUGGCCUGGUGCAUGAAGAUCAUACCUCCCCCAAAGGCCCCGCCGCCAAAAAUGGAGCAGGCGAUGAAGGACUGAUUUUGAAGAGUGAAGUGAUCGGGCAGUUUCUUUUUCACCGAGAGUUCAGCAUCAGAAUAGCUGCCUUGUCGCUUCUGAUAACGGCCAAUGCCACAACGAAACCAUUUUCGUCCGCUACCAUGAGGGCCAUCUUGAAGGGGCUUCCCUCCUUGCACGCCGAAUCAGACGCCUAUUCUCGAGGGGAAAUAUUGAGUAUCAUACGUAAAUUGAUCCCCCGCCUCAAAGGUGGUAUCAUGAGUAGUGAACAGAAUUGGGCCGAGGUGAUGGCUUCGGCAAACAAGAAGCAGCCCCCAAACUAUGCGCGCGAUGAUCCGGAAACCCAGGCCUGUUUGGCCGAAUACCUGGAGUUCCUCAAGACAGACCUGCAGCCCACGGCAUCCUACCCUCGUCAUAUCACGUCCUUGAAAACCUUGAUUCUCCUCUUGGAGUCUGGUCUGGAUGCUCGUUUUGAAGGUAGCAUCGUCAGCAAAAAUGAAGGAAAUUUCACCAAAUGGAGAUUCAACGUCGAAGUCUUCGAACCUAGCCUUUUGCGAUUGCUGGUUGAUUUGCUUCUCGAUCCCUUUGAAGAAGUGCGAGCUAGGUCUCUCUCGAUUGUGAAUCUGUUUCCGCGCAAUCUCUUGCUUGGCGAUGGCAUUCAAUUGGGUAGCAGCGCCUCGGACAAGGCGCAGCUGCUAAGCGCGUUGAGCACGGCAGAACAAAUGGCGAGCAGAACUAGCCGCGCAGAUUAUGCGGAUACCGUCGCUCGUCUUUAUCACAUCCUAUUCUGCGCGGCGCAGCGGAGUACUUCCGGCGCCUCGCAAUGGUGGGAAACAAAGACUGGCGUGGUUGAUACCAUUCUGAAGAGACUGGAGGCCAAGCUGUCCCUUUCGGGGGCUAUUGUCAAAUACCACCUACGUGAUGCACCACUCCACGGACACGUUUCCGCUCUCAGGUAUAUUGUUGCUAUGACGGAUUUCCAUAUCUUGAUAUCCGACCCUGAAUCGCCAAAUCCCGAGAACUGGCGGUCUACACACGCCAGGAUUGUGUUUGUCUGCGACAAGAUUUGGAACGAAGUGAAACCUGUGCUCUGCAUCGACUCCCCAGAAGGCCACAGUGAUGAACCCGCCGAAGGGCUUUCUGUUGGGCCAAAGGAUAUCCUGUCUUACUCCUGGCGUGCUCUGCGAGAAUCGAGUCUCCUUCUUCAUGCGACCCUGGCAAACUCUACAUACGGCCCGCAGGGAUUGUCAGGAUUGACCUAUGAGGAUUAUGAGAAGAUUGGAACAACCAGCUUUACGCAGCUUGCUGAACUCCGUCACAGAGGAGCCUUCUCGACUGUCUCUCAGACCUUUGCCACUUGCUGUUUGCGGUGUGGGCAGUCUGGCAAUGCAGAGAUUUCCGAGCUUCCGAACCGAUGGUAUCAGGAUGCUAGGAAGAUCAUAUUUGAGGCUGCUUCUAAACUUACUCGCCGAUCAGCCGGUUUACCCGCUUUGAUCACUGGCAUAGUUUCAGCAAAACCGGGAGGACCGCUCUUCCAAAAGAUUGUUGAUGACCUUCACGAAAUCUCUCAUUUACCGGCUUCCCAUGAUAGUGACAAACAGGACCUGGAACUACCCCAAGUACAUGCCAUGAAUUGUCUAAAGGACAUUUUCACGAACAACAAGUUCGGGGCUUUCACUGAGGCCUUCAUCAUGCCUGCAUUAACCUUGUCCGCUGAACGAAUUGGAUCUCCCAUAUGGGCACUUCGCAACUGCGGGCUGAUGCUAUUCCGUGCUCUAUUAACGCGUAUUUGCCGCACGGGGACCGGCUUAGGAUUCGGUGGUAAAUCCGGGUCGGAGCCUGGAGCUCGUGUUUCGUUCCAGAAGUACCCAGGCCUCAUUCAGCUACUCUCAACACUCCUUACUGAGGAAGACACACGGAAUAUUGCCGACCAGGAUGACCAUUCCAUUGUUACGGAACGUGUUUUCCCAGCCUUGGAGCUCAUUGCUGAGAAGGUGCCGAAUGUUUACGAUGUCGAUGAUAGCCUGAUUCUUGGAUUGGUUAAGACACAAUUCAGUAGUCCCGUUUGGGGUAUCAGGGAGCAUGCUGCCCGAGUUUAUGCAUCGAUUCUGAAUCGCUCCGACAUCAUCAAGGACAUCAAGUCACUUGUUGAUGCUGACGCACAGUCGAAAUCCCAGGACUUGCUCCACGGAAAGGCUCUUUGUGUGCAAUAUGCGCUACGUAGAUUCGCACUUGUCUCUAACUCACUCUGGAACGGUAUGUUGGCCUGCACUGAAGCUACAACCGAUUUUAUUGACGCAGAGUUAGACCACGUGGAGGAGUUAUCAUUUUUUAUGAAGCACUUAUUUGCGGUACUUUUCCCGCUGGCCGAAUCGCCAUUUGUUGCCACUACUCUGGUGGAAACCCUGACAGAGUCCGUGGUGAAAAGCUUCGAAUCUGGAGCCGACAAAACCUUAUUCGCUACCCUGAACGACAUCUUUGACACACACGCACUCUAUGACAUUGUGGACUUCAUUUUCGAUUCUUCGCACCCGUCGUGGAAAUCGUUGAGCACAACGCGCGCGGCCUCUCUCCUAAGAAGAGCGCUAUCAUGGGCCGCGGUUCUGCGGAUUCUCGGUACAGACCAGUCCAACGAGGAGUUGGAGUCAUUUAUUUUGAAGGUUUCCUGUUUUGAUGCCAAUGUCGGCGCUUGGCUUCUUGAACAGUUGCAGGAAACAUUUGGCCAGAAUGCUGCAAACAGGAACAUCCUUCUUCGCCUCUACUCAGUCGUCAUAUUGGGAGCCUACCCCGAGGAUGUCAAAUCAUCAGCGAUUGACAGCCUAGCGUCCUGCCUGGAGAGUGUCCUUGAUUUCGGCUCCGACAGUUUCGGCGGGAUCGUACUGCCGUGGGAGGCUUUAGACAGGCAAAUCAACCCCGGUCCAGCCGCACCCAUUUGGAACCGGGUUCGAUCAGACGCGGAACUGCGUCUUCAGGGAUGCCUCUUGGCCGCCAAGGUUCUUGCAAAUCAAUGCCAGAGCUUACAGGAGGACGUCACUAGGUGGGUCAUCAAGCUUCGAUUUGCGAUGCAGGAGGAAACGGAAUUCACGACCCGCCAUGCUGCGGUUUCCUCCCUCACCGCAUUUGGGCGUGUGCUCCGUUCCCCAGGCAAGGCCCCUCUGGCAGAGACAUUUUUCCUAGAGCCAUACUUGAUCCUAUAUGACAUGCUGAAUGACGAUGACGAGGAACUGCGUGAUCUCGCCGCCUUAACCGCCUCAUGGGUGCUCUCGUAUUCAUCCGUCGCAUCAUUCAAGGCUGUCACACUCUCCCCGUUCAAUGCCAGUCAACUUCUUUCUGAAUUCGUCGUCGAUAAUUACGCCGGGUCCCCUCUCCUCUGCAACCGGGUAAUCCGGUACAUCACAGGCCAGGAGUCCCGAAUUGGCGGAUCGACCCAAAGGAAACGCCAGACUCCGGUUUCAGACCUGAUUUCUGAGUACAUGAAAGAAAGCACCACCCUAUUCGAGGAAGAGAAACAGAACCUCUUUAUCGACGAGGUCCGCGAAGUUAACCGGUGGUCUGGACAGCUGCUUAAACUGGCAGCAGGCUCGUAUGAUGACCGCUUGACCCGGUCGGUCUGUCAAUGGGUUUCCGACGGACUAUCGUAUCUCAUCGAGUUGGCCGUGAAUGGUUCUGGGCCGGGCAAGGACGGAUUCCUCGGCUGGACGACAAAACCCGAAACCUUUACUUUGGGUGUCCGUCUGAUCGAGCUCGCAGGCGUAAUGGCAUCGCCUGGGUUCCCUGCCUCCAAGAACCUUGGUGGCGACGAACAAAUCUUGAAGGAGAAGUUACAGCUGCUCUACAUGCAUGGGAAAGCGGUAUCGUUGCAUGUUGACUGGCUCUCGAGGAUUCAGCGGGCAGUAGACGCUUCAUGA